Molecule: messenger RNA, 1014 nt
Organism: Gossypium raimondii (Peruvian cotton)
Lineage: Eukaryota; Viridiplantae; Streptophyta; Magnoliopsida; Malvales; Malvaceae
Exons: 6
Coding region: 187-657 (156 amino acids)
Source: RefSeq, a predicted model, not a curated record
AGGGUAUUAGUAAACUGUAAGAAACGGUGCGUUUUAGUGAGGAGUUGAUUGAAUAAAGGUAAAGAAACGCUUUUGGACCAGAAAGUCAGCUUACAAGCCGCGACGCAAUCGCGAAUCAACUCCGGAUUUUGUAAUCCGCCAUUCGUACGCGGCGGUGUAAAGGAAAAGAGAGGUGAGGAGAGGAGGAUGUUGGAAAACCCUACACCCACCGCAGCUGAUGCCGCUCCUGCCAUCAAACGCUAUGCUCCUCCCAAUCAACGAAAUCGUUCUCUCGGACGCCGUAAAUCUGGAGAGAAGAAUCAAGGUGCCACAUCGAGAAACAUUAAUCCAGUCGGGGAUGCUGGGAGCAGCGCUAUGCUGAAUGAAGACAACCCUCGUCAUGCUUUGAUACCUUUAGAAGGCUGUUCUAGAAGUGAUGCCUCUCGGCUUUUAAGCAAUCGUUGGGCAGCUGUCUUACAUCGCUACCAUGAUACAUCCAUUGACUUGUCUGAAAGACCAGUUCUGUACUCUGGAAUUAGUGAUUCAGCCUGGAGGAAUUUCAGACUUCCCCAUCAGAUGAUGUCCCCAGCAAACAAUACCGGGCCUUCAUCUGGCUCACAGAUGGAUUUCUUAGCUGAGCUUCGUCGUGCAAUUCGAAAUGCCAAUACCGACAACUAACUACUGACAAAGUGUGAUAAUGGCAGAUGUGGACUUAUGAAGAACUUCAUGAACUUUGCACUCAAAGUACCUGUUGUAUGUGUUCAUUAGCUACUCAAAUCAAAUGCUACUUAUUUGGGCGAUCGUGUUAUUCAGUGUAAAGCAUGGUCCAGGCAUUUGUUUAUGUCCUGGUCCUUGGACAUGUAAUUUAGAUGAAAACGUUAUGAAAUCUGUCAGCUAUACAAUGUUAUAUUAUUACUCUGGAACUCUAAGGUGGUGUUUUUAUUCUCUUUCCUUUUAUGAGACAGUAGUAGGGGAGGGGUAUUUUGUUGCCGGACCUGUAUGGAUUUUGAUGAAUGCAAAUCUCUCUCUAGUAAA